AUCUUUCCCCCUUCCCUACUAACACAGAAACAUUGACAGCUGGGAAAAAAAAAAAACCAUAUAAAUGAUGAAAAUAAUUUCAUGAUGAACAUCAUUUAUUGCCAAUAACUAGUUUUUACGCAAGUAAUAAUGGCAAAAAGAAAAAGAAAAAAGAAAAAAAUGCUAUCAAAUCUUUGUGCUCACAAUAUAAACGAAAAAUAAGAAGAAAGAAAAAAUUUUAUGGUGGGCCCGCCAGUGUAGAUCCCAUUCGGUUUGCGGUCUCCUACGCCGAUAAAAACCCAUUUCUAAACCCCAACAUUCAUAUUUCACUCUCACUCGCCAGUCGCCACGUGCGCUUAAAACCUCUUAAACCCUAAAACCUUAACAGCUCCGUCUUCCUCCUCCCCUUUUUCUCUCUAGAACUCUCUCUUCGCCAUGGCGUCCGUGGCGAGCAGAACCAACCCACUCCUCACAUCCCUACCUUACAUUCUCACAUGGAGAGGAUUAGGGUUUCGUACCAUUUGCAGUGGUCGUCUCGGCUUCGCGCCGUCUCCAUCUCCGUCUCCGGCGUCAGUCUCCGAACCAACCGUCCCCGGAACUAAGGUUCUCGAAACGUUCAAGGAAGAAUUUGAAAUCGGAUCACGAAAAAUUACGCUAGAGACAGGGAAGAUCGCUCGGUUUGCCAAUGGUUCGGUUAUUUUGGCAAUGGAAGAGACCAAACUCCUUUCUACUGUUGCUUCAGCUAAAGGCGAUGCCGUUCGGGACUUCUUACCCCUCACUGUUGAUUAUCAAGAGAAACAAUUUGCCCAAGGUGUGAUUCCAGGCACAUUCAUGCGGAGGGAGGGCCCUCCAAAAGAACGUGAACUUUUAUGUGGUCGUCUCAUAGAUCGACCUAUACGACCACUUUUUCCUGCUGGAUUUUAUCACGAGGUCCAGGUAACGGCAAGUGUUCUUUCUUCUGAUGGGAUACAAGAUCCGGAUGUAAUGGCAGCUAAUGCAACAUCUGCUGCUCUUAUGUUAUCAGAUAUUCCUUGGAAUGGUCCGAUUGGAAUGAUACGUAUAGGGAGAAUUUGUGGGCGGUUUGUUGUUAAUCCAAGCAUGGAUGAGCUUAGCUUAAGUGAUCUCAAUUUGGUAUAUGCCUGCACAAGGGAUAAAACUUUGAUGAUAGAUGUGCAAGCCCGUGAGAUUUCUGAAAGAGAUCUGGAAGCUGCCUUAAGGAUGGCUCAUCCUGAGGCAGUUAAAUAUCUUGAGCCUCAAAUUAGACUGGCGGCCAAAGCUGGUAAACACAAGAAGGAAUAUAAAUUGUCUAUGGUGUCAGAGAGUACAUUGGAAAAAAUCAGGAACUUGGCUGAAGCACCUAUUAAAGAUGUUUUUACAGAUCCUGCGUAUGGCAAGUUCGAACGUGGAGAAGCCUUGGAUAAAAUUACACAAGAUGUAAAAACAGCACUUGAGGAAGAAUGUGAUGAAGAAGGCUUAAAAGUUGUAUCAAAGACAGUUGACACAGUAAGGAAAGAGGUUGUUCGCAAAAGGAUCAUUGAUGAAGGACUAAGAGUUGAUGGGAGACGUCUUGAUGAAGUAAGGCCUUUGUAUUGUGAAGCUGGUUAUUUACCUGCAUUACAUGGAUCAUCACUUUUUUCGCGUGGGGAUACUCAGGUUCUCUGUACUGUGACCCUUGGAGCACCUGGAGAUGCUCAACGUUUGCAAUCCCUGGUUGGUCCCCCAUCCAAGCGCUUCAUGCUUCACUAUAGCUUUCCACCAUUUUGUAUUAAUGAAGUUGGUAAACGAGUUGGCCUGAAUAGACGUGAAGUUGGGCAUGGGACACUUGCUGAGAAAGCUCUGCUUGCUGUCUUACCUCCUGAAGAUGAUUUUCCAUAUACAGUUCGUAUCAAUUCUGAAGUCAUGGCCUCUGAUGGUUCAACAUCAAUGGCAACUGUCUGUGGAGGCAGUAUGGCUUUGCUGGACGCCGGCAUUCCAUUAAGAGAACAUGUGGCAGGUCUGUCAGUGGGCCUAGUUAGUGAAGUUGAUCCAUCUACCGGUGAAAUCAAAGAUUACCGUAUACUGACUGACAUCCUGGGCUUGGAAGAUCAUCUGGGGGACAUGGACUUCAAAAUUUCAGGAACACGAAAUGGAAUAACGGCAAUUCAAUUGGAUAUAAAGCCUGCUGGAAUACCUUUAGAUAUUAUUUGUGAGUCUUUAGAACCAGCUUUUAGAGGUCGGCUUCAAAUCCUUGACCACAUGGAGCGAGAGAUAAAUGCACCCCGAACUCAGGAUGACAGGAAUUCUCGAAAAUUGGUUACCUUGAAGUUCAGCAAUGACGCUCUUCGCCGCUUCAGUGGCCCUUUAGGUGUAUCGAAAAGAAAAAUUGAAGAAGAAACAGGUGCGCGGAUUUCUUUGAGCGAUGGAACACUUAAUAUUGUUGCUAAGAAUCAAUCUGUAAUGGACAAAGUACUAGAAAAGGUUGACUUUAUAAUCGGUCGUGAGAUUGAAAUUGGAGGAAUUUAUAAAGGCAUUGUAACAUCUGUUAAAGAAUAUGGCGCGUUUGUGGAGUUCAAUGGUGGCCAACAAGGACUCCUGCACAUUUCUGAGUUGUCGCAUGAACCGGUUUCCCGAGUUUCAGAUGUGGUAUCUGUUGGCCAGCAACUUUCCUUAAUGUGCAUAGGGCAGGAUGUUCGUGGUAACAUUAAGUUAUCUCUUAAAGCAACUUUACCUCAUCGAGAAUCUCAAACAAAUAAUUUGGUUGAAGGAUCCGUUGCACAUAUUAAACAAGUGCCUGAAGUUUGGGCAUCGGUUGGGGAUGAACCCAAUCAACAAGAAAAACAUGACUUUACCGUGGAGAAUAUGCCAGUGAGCAAAUAUGGAAGUAGUGGAGUAGAUUCCUCUUCUUCAUCAUCAACAGCAAUUCUAAUUCGAAGUGCUGCUGAGUGUGACGAAGAGGAAAAAUCUGCUGGUUUGAAUCAGAGUUCUAAGAGUAGUCCCAAAUCAAAGUCAAAAAUAUUGCCAUCUCCAAAUGUUUCUAGUUCUGGUCUGUUCUCAACCACAAAAGCCAAAAGGUCAAAAACAGUUUUACCAAAGGAAAGGGAAAAAGAAUCCAAUUCAAGCUUUGUAAGCGGAGAUGAAGAUGAUGAUAAGUGCGGUUCUGUGUCCACUCCACAUUCUCAAAACAAAAGAAAUGGUAGGAAAGCUACUGUGGGGACUGCUGUUUCUGAGGAAAAUCUGAAGAUUGGAAUGAAGGUAACUGCUAAGGUUCAUCAAAUUCGUGCUCGUGGAUUAGUCCUUGACUUGGGUGGUGGAAUUCGUGGGAUGUAUCGGUUUGAGACUAGUGGCAGGAAGGACUUUGAGGUAGGUGAUGAGCUGCAUGUCGAGUGUUCAAGUUUUACUAACAAGGCAAUUCCGGUAGUGAUUUUGACGGAAGAUUAGUGUUUCAGGCUCCCUUUUACGCAAAGUUACAUGCUCGCUAAAGGCAAGAACUUCAUGUACCAUUAACGGAGAGAUAUUGUACUGGCAAAAUUUUUACGGACUAGUCUGGCAUUUGUUGAAGCAUAAUCCGUGUAAUCAAUCAUCGAGAUGGCUGCUUUGUAGUAAUGGUUUGUUCUUUCUUUUAGAAAGCAUACUGAACUUUCCGGGCAACGUAUUCUUCCAAAAAUUUUACUAGCUAGGUUUCAGUGCCAUUCAACUUUAUUGUAAAUUUUAUUGUUUUUCC
This is a messenger RNA of Cornus florida, 3679 nucleotides long. Its product is annotated as polyribonucleotide nucleotidyltransferase 2, mitochondrial. Gene Ontology annotation, biological process: mitochondrial mRNA catabolic process; mitochondrial RNA 3'-end processing. Lineage: Eukaryota; Viridiplantae; Streptophyta; Magnoliopsida; Cornales; Cornaceae. The coding region runs from base 415 to 3396 and encodes 993 amino acids. Gene Ontology annotation, cellular component: chloroplast stroma; cytosol; mitochondrion. Gene Ontology annotation, molecular function: polyribonucleotide nucleotidyltransferase activity; 3'-5'-RNA exonuclease activity; RNA binding. The transcript has 16 exons. The record is from RefSeq and is a predicted model, not a curated record.